GCAACGUUCAUGAUCCUACGCUACGUCAAGUCAGCCCUGAAUCAAUCGUGCAGCUUCCCAUGGUGGGAUUGGUGCCAUGUUGAGCAGUCAUGAAGACCAUUGCCAAUUUGAAGGCGUUGCAGCAUGAGCUGGGCUAUCACUUUCGGGAUGCCACAUUCCUGCAAGAUGCGCUCCGAAGGCUGGUCGCUGAUCCAGCCAAACCCCAGUCUGCUCACAGCCAAGCACUCCUCAGGGUUGGAGCCUCAGUCAUGACUAUGAUGCGUACCGCCGAAGACAUUCGACAGGACAUGAACUUGCUCACAAUCAAACGGGACAAUGGGCCUCAAGACUCAACGUUGCCCGCACCGUUCGCAUCGUUGGAUCACUCCACCGUAGAGCAAAAGAAGAGGAUCUUCGAGGCCAUGGUGACAGCUGCCAGCCGGGACGCGAACCCAGUCAAGCCUAGCCAGCUGCAGAUUGAACUCACGGCGAGUGCCAUCAUCGGAGCAGCUUUUGUCGACAGCGAGAGGAACUACAAGGCCUUGUACCCUGUCAUUCAUGCGCUCGGUCCGUACCUCUCUGCCGAUUCGAGCAGGCCCAGGCGUCCGCAGCGAAAUCGGGGUGACGAGAGCAAAGACGCUAUCUCCGGUGUCGAGGUCGCCACUCCUAGACUUACAGAUAAGCCUCGUGAGCUGAAGGGUGAUCACACGCCAGCACCCACCCAAAACAAUGUCCCACAGCAUGGGUCGGUACCCGUCGGACCUACCAUCGAUUCUGGUUGGGACCCGUCACUAGUCGAGAGGCCGCCUGUGCAAAGCUCAGAAUUCGGAGCCGACGCCCCGUUAACCGCCUCUCAGACUACCCACCUGUCGCCAAGUCAAUCGCCUCUGGAACAUGCAGAUCAUGUCGUGACAGACAGAAGUUCGACGCUGAGCAAUGGUGGCCUCGUCCCUUUCGAUUUACCGUCGAACGAGGCUAGAAAGAAUCAUAUCUCUUCCAAGGGCAAAUAUCCUCACGCGGCCGAUAAAAGCUCGAUUCCAGGAAAAGCUUCCAAACUCCGUAACAAGCUACACGAUAUGCCUCGUGCAGUUACAUACUAUGAUUGGGAACAGGAAUCCUUCGAACCCGAAAUCGUUCGCGUUAAUAUUCCAUUUAGGGGAAAAGAUAUGAUAUUGUGCGAGGAUGACCAGAGGCGUCUGCGAUGGAAUCGCACAUCCCGCAAUUCUGACAUGGUAGCCAAGUCAAAUAUCCCGUCCGUGAUCCACGAGGUGGACUGGCAAGCGGACAUGCCAAAUGAGUCUGAACGCAUUCCUAGCCGGGGCGAUGAAUUGUUGCCAGUGCUUGGUCAAGAAGACUUCCCGCUCCCCAGCUCGUACUUCACUUGGGAAACUGAUUACCUAGACGCUGGCUUUACCGAUCAUGUAGAAAAAAUAGAAAGAUGGAAACUGCGCGCCAAUAUACUAGAAAGCAUGCUUAGGAGGUUUCUCGCGGAGAAGGCCAAACCCAAGACACUGGCUCAUAUUGGAACUGAAACAGCGCGCGUACUUCACAAGAUAUCAUGGUACCUGGGCCAUGUGAACCCACGGCUCCAUCCGCAGCUCCAGCGACUCAUGAAAGAAAAGACUCUCACCUUCCCAAUGUUCUUGCCUCCAACAUUGAACCACCUAAUGUACAACUCACGCAAACAUUUCUUCUAUGGAAGCCGCCUAAAGAGGGUCCCACUCCUACUCACGGACGUGGAAAGGGCUCAGCUGAAAGCACUAGCUAGGUACUUGGCACACUUUUCUCGGUCCAAGGAGCCGGCCAUGCCGGCUUUUCAGGACAUUCUCACGAAAGACCGGGGUAGAAAACCCAAUUUGUCUGCUGAGGAACGGAUCUUUACGGAGAAGCUCGCUCAGGAUUUGACAGACUUGCAAAAGCCGAUUGCCCCACCGAUUCCCCCGCCGAUUGAGAGAUAUAUGCCACGGCCGUCGGUAAAGCCUUGGUAUGUUGCCUUGGGCCUGGUAACAAUGGAUGGCAACCUCUCGACUGUGGAGACGUGGCCGAGGAACUUCCACGAACCGACUGAUAAGGCCGUCAAGGCUGUUCUUACGGUCGCCCCGGAGGCAAUUCCGGAGGUACUUCCGGAGGCGAUCCUAGAAGCAAGUCCUGGCGCUGAGGCUGCGCUAGAUGUCAGCGAGACGCCAGAGGGAAUACUGAUGGCAGGACCAGAAGGCCCGGAUGCUACCCCGAGGCUUGUCUCCGAAGUAACUCUAGAGGCGGUUCCUGAGGCCGUCGUUGAGGCGGCUUCAGAGGCAACCAUAGAUGUCACGGAGUCUAUCGCGGAGACACCGGAGCUAACCCAAAGCCUAGCGCCAACACCAGAGACUGUCAUAGAGGAGACUCUCACGGCAACGCCAGAGCCAACUCCAGUACCCCCGCAGUCGACUCCCCAGCUAAUUCCUAAGGCAGCCCCUGCUAUCACCGAAGUGAUUCCAGGACCGGCGACACAGCAGACAAAGCCCACGAAGAGGACAGCUCCAGAGCCAACUACCACGCCGCUUCCCACGCCAAAUCUUGAAACACGCCCCGAGACGCAGAUUGGGUCCAUCAUUUCAACUCUCCAGCAAUCUUAUCCCCUGCCACCUCGACGUCGAGCACCCGCUGCCCGUUCUUCUACGACCUUAUCCUCGCCAAAACGUGACACCGACACGCGACGAGAGAACUUAUUUGAAGCCGGCCAAUCACCUGGGAGCACACGAUCACCGCACAGAUUCUUCAAGCCUGGCUGGGUUUUCAAGCUAGGAUUGAUCAAGGAAGCGCCGGAGAUAAAGCCGGUCAAGCCGCCCAUAUCUCGUGGUUCGGUCUCUCGCUAUCCAUUCUUCAAACCGGGCGGGAACCCUCUAGCGCCGCGAGAAAAGAAGCCAGAGCCUGAGUCUGAGCCUGAAUCCAUGCCACCGCCCCUACGCCCUAGACACAGUCUUGGUUCUAAGAAGUCAUUACACAAGGGACACGCGAAGUGGAAGUGAGAACGAUGGACCGGAGGGGCAUCGUUGGCUGUUCCGGGACUCUACGGACAAAGGCAUCUCAUGCGUAGACCACUCGUGAAGAACGAGUUGUGAACGAGUUUAGGAGCGAAGUCGCUAGCUGGAUGGCCGUUUUCUGUGAUGUCCCAUGUAUAAACGGGCUGGUACCGCGCGGCAACUCCGCAGCGAAACAUUGCAUGUAGUUGGGGUUCAACAUCGGGCUCAUAUCACCCUUAUACAGCAUAGUCUUCAGAACUGCGGUAUAGGCAAUAAAUU
Messenger RNA from Aspergillus saccharolyticus JOP 1030-1, 3260 nucleotides. RefSeq lists its product as uncharacterized. The record is from RefSeq and is a predicted model, not a curated record. Lineage: Eukaryota; Fungi; Ascomycota; Eurotiomycetes; Eurotiales; Aspergillaceae. The coding region runs from base 90 to 2987 and encodes 965 amino acids. The transcript has 2 exons.